This is a messenger RNA of Entamoeba dispar SAW760, 666 nucleotides long. RefSeq lists its product as uncharacterized. The coding region runs from base 1 to 666 and encodes 221 amino acids. The record is from RefSeq and is a predicted model, not a curated record. The transcript is spliced from 2 exons. Lineage: Eukaryota; Evosea; Mastigamoebida; Endamoebidae.
AUGUCUCUCAAACUACCACUUAAAAUUCAGACUUGUAAUGUAGUUUCACAAAACUUUGAAGAGUGUCAUUGUUUGCUCUGCCAACGGGGAUUCCUCAAAUUUGAGAAAAAACCAACUUGGAACACUAUUCUCAAAGUAAUAUUUUAUUCACUUAAGAAAAUGUUUCCUAUGAAAGAAUACUUUAGCCUGACAACUGAUAUAUAUCAUUUUAUUACAAACCACAUUAAAGUUUUUGGUGAAUUAAAACAUUUUAAAAGAAAAAGUCAAAUUUGGAAGAAAGCUAUGAUUGAUGCUUUAAGUCACUCAUCAUCUUUCCAAACAGGAUUUCCAAUUUAUGGAGUGAAUGGUUAUUGGAAAUUAAUUGAAGAAACUGACCCUUGGGAUGAAGAAGAAAAACCAAAUAAUGGAACCUGGAAAUGGAAAAUUGUUCAUCAAAAAACUAAAACGUAUGACAUUGAUGAGCCCAGAGAAGCUGACCUUAAAUUUGUUGCUCAAAACCCAUCAAAUUCUGACUAUAUUGAUGCAACUCCUAGAAUGAACCAUCACGAACUUCCAUAUACCCCACCAAAUAAAUAUGUAUCAGUACCUAUCAUUUCUACUGUGGAAAAGUUGGAAUGGAAAGAUGAUGAGAAUUUCGAAUCAUUUAUUAGUAAUAACUCAAUUUAA